AUGGUUCAUAGACGAUUACCACGCUCAUCACAAUCGAGAUGGAAUUUCCAAUCACGGGGAGUUAAUACAGUUUAUGAAUACCGAAAUGAACUGAUACACGUUAUGGAUAUUUUAGAGAACGACAAAGAUAUUAAAUUAAAUCCUACGAUUAAGCAAGCAGGUGCUUAUAAACUUAGAUUACAGGACAGAUAUUUCAUAUUUUGGUUAACAGUUUUUCAUAAAGUCAUGCCACAUCUCGAAAUAAUUUUUAAACAACUGCAGACGAUUUAUACCGACCCUAUCAAGGCUAAACAAGAUCUAAAAAACUUUAAAAAUGUAAUGCAAAAAAUUCGUAAUGAAAUAUAUAAAAUUAUUGACAAAAUAGACUCGGGGCUUUUAGAAACCGAAGAUGAACUUGUUCCUCAGAAAAGGCUUCGUUACCCUCGUUCCGAUCUAUCUGUUUCAACAAAUAGAAAAAUAGAAGCCUUGGAAGUUUGCGGUUCCAUUAUAAAACAGAUUAGAACACGAUUCACUUUCACAGGACAUCUGAUAGCUACCGCAUUAUUCAUGAAAGAACAUUUUAUCGAAUACCAAAAAAACUUUCCUGAUCAAUUGCUCUCUGACACAGUUAACGCAUAUCAAUUUCUAGAAAAAAUCGUCUAA
Molecule: messenger RNA, 642 nt
Organism: Psylliodes chrysocephalus
Lineage: Eukaryota; Metazoa; Arthropoda; Insecta; Coleoptera; Chrysomelidae
Source: the annotation of a GenBank genome assembly